UGGAGGGGUGUGGCAUACAUGAAAAUUAAUCAUCAAUGACCUGAUGGAGCUUAUAAAGUAACUUGGGAGAAGCCAGUCACUAAGGCAUCUCAAAUUGGAUGAUUUUGCAUGUGGAAACUGCUUUCGUCUUGAUAAAAACAAGCUCCAGGUCCCCUCUACAGCCACCUGUGGAUGGCGAUGAUGCUGUUGCUGCUUUCCAUGCUGGCCCUGGUUGCCGCAGCAGAGGGACAAGCUUUUCAUCUCGGACAAUGCCCGACUCCAUCUGUGCAGGAGAAUUUUGAUGUGAAUAAGUAUCUGGGAAGAUGGUAUGAAAUUGAGAAGAUCCCAGUGAGCUUUGAGAAAGGAAGCUGCAUCCAGGCCAACUACUCGCUAAUGGAAAAUGGAAACAUCAAAGUGAUAAAUAAGGAGAUGAGACAGGAUGGAACCGUGAAUCAAAUUGAAGGUGAAGCCACCCAGGUUAACCUCACAGAGCCCGCCAAGCUGGGGGUGAAGUUUUUCUGGUGGAUGCCAUCAGCACCAUACUGGGUCCUGGCCACUGACUACGAGAACUAUGCCCUUGUGUACUCCUGCACCACGAUUAUCUGGCUUUUUCACAUGGACCAUGCCUGGAUCUUGGGAAGAAACCCUUAUCUCCCCCCAGAAACGGUGACCUAUCUAAAGGAUAUCUUGACUUCCAAUAACAUCGAGAAUGAGAAAAUGACUGUCACAGACCAGGUGAACUGCCCUGAUUUCCUGUAAGCAGGCUGCAUCCACUCCAUGUUAUUUCUUCUGCUUUGCUUUCCCCCACCCAACCUCAUAAAGACAAACCCACCAAACGCAACAAACCAUCCCAAAUACCAGAGGGAGAUGGGACCACAGAAGCCCGUGGAGGGGAGCUGGAGGAAUGUUGGCCCAACACAGUCAUGCCCUACCCUGUUACCGUGCUAGCCCAAUAAUAAACGUGUCGCUAACCUGCUGGGCUCACAGUAGAUUCCAAAUUGGAUCAAUUAUUGUGGGUUUUUUUUUUCAUUAUAAGCUUAUGCUUAAAAAUCCUUAAGCUGUUAUGUUGAAAAAAACUAAGCACUAAACUGUUCUAGUUUAAAGGUAACAAUCCUGUUUCUAGAAGGAGAAAACUGAUAGCGAAGACAUAGUUUCAGUGACCUGAAUCCUGGUGCCCCCAUUCCAGUAGAUUCUCCUUAACGGGGAAUUAUUUGUGAUUUUCAAGUAUCUGUUGGGCAGUUUCCUUGAAACUUUUGCUUUAUUAUCAGAAAUCUUUAGAGUCAGACUAAAGACCAUCCUGGGGUCUGUGCAAGGAAGAAGAGAAUCCAUGAGGCAGAAGAUGUGUGUAUGUGUCCUUUUUUCAAUGGAUAGUUAGUGAAGUCCGGCUGCAUUUCAGACAUUGAAAAAUACAGAAUCCCUGUUUCCACAGAAGCUCACAGUCUCCUGAGGGAGACAAACAAGUAAAGAUGCAACUACGAUCCAAGAUGGGACAGGCAACAGUAGAGGUGCAGGGAUGUGCUGUGGGAACUCUGAGAAAGUCCUACUCCCUGCCAAACACAGGCAAGCACAAGGCCCAGGCAGUUACACCUCUGGGUGUUCUAACUUCCCCAUCCCAACAGAGAGCCAAGAACCUUGAGUCCAGUAGGGGUUUUGUGUUUGUUUGUUUGUUUGUUUUGUUUUUUGUAUUGAGAGAGACCUCAAAAUCAUCCCUUUUCCAUUUCACUUAGUUUACAUAAACAUUUAUAAUUUACUAAUGCUUUGGGAAAUGAAUAGAAAACUAAGCUAUUUGAUUAUAUUUUUGCUUUUUAAAGCAUAAAUAUAAAAUUUUAAUUUCCUUGUGCAUCUGGGACUCUUUAAUGCUUUCUAUUCAAAGU
Molecule: messenger RNA, 1853 nt
Organism: Nycticebus coucang (slow loris)
Lineage: Eukaryota; Metazoa; Chordata; Mammalia; Primates; Lorisidae
Gene: APOD
Product: apolipoprotein D
Exons: 5
Coding region: 172-738 (188 amino acids)
Biological process (GO): tissue regeneration; brain development; lipid transport
Molecular function (GO): cholesterol binding
Source: RefSeq, a predicted model, not a curated record